GGAUGCUCCGGCGUCGAUGUGCCCUACGAGCGAGUACGCCCAGUGCUAUAUUGAAGCACUUGCCAGGCAUUGACGUGGAUAGUACGAACCCUCAGACAGUGGUGAUGCUCGACGGAGUACAGUACCCCGGCAACAUAGCACGGAUUAUACGGUACAGCCACGCCUUUGGAGUGUCAGCGUUGGCCUUGGAGAAGGAUACUAUCACUGAGGAAGCUCUCGAGCGUGCAUUGGAGUACUCCCACUACAGUACACUCGGCGGCCCUCCGAUAUGCAAUGGUCUUGACUCUCUACAACUUAUCGAGGCUUUACAGCAGAACUACGGCUUUUCCGUGUUUGCGCUGGAAAACAAAGAGGAAGCAUCUGCCCGGGGUGUACAUAUGAUCACUGCGGCUCUCUGGCUCGAUACGAUGCGCCGAUCGUUCAGUUGCCAUGGGUUGAUCUGUCGAAACCGUCCGCGAGUUCAAGCUUACUAGAGACCCCACGCAUACUGCUUGUAGCGGGAGGAGAAGCCGAGGGUGUAUCGAACGACAUACUCCAAAAGGCUCAAGCUGUUCUCAGUAUACCCACAGCGGAGGGAACACAUCACAGCUUCAAUGUGAGCUACGCCCUAGCUAUUGUCCUGUCCGAACGCUUCAAGUGCAUCACCGCCGACCUUGAACGACAUGACAAUAUCGUAUGAAUUGACCGAAGCCAAAUGUAGCCAAUUAAGUUGUACAGCCGAUCGUGUUUCUG
Molecule: messenger RNA, 732 nt
Organism: Perkinsus marinus ATCC 50983
Lineage: Eukaryota; Perkinsozoa; Perkinsida; Perkinsidae
Exons: 4
Coding region: 3-473 (156 amino acids)
Biological process (GO): RNA processing
Molecular function (GO): RNA binding; RNA methyltransferase activity
Source: RefSeq, a predicted model, not a curated record